Fragaria vesca subsp. vesca is the source of this 1921-nucleotide messenger RNA. RefSeq lists its product as uncharacterized. The coding region runs from base 266 to 1354 and encodes 362 amino acids. Gene Ontology annotation, molecular function: DNA binding. The transcript is spliced from 8 exons. The record is from RefSeq and is a predicted model, not a curated record. NCBI's taxonomy places the organism in Eukaryota, Viridiplantae, Streptophyta, Magnoliopsida, Rosales, Rosaceae.
CUACUCUUCCUCUUCAAUCUCUCUCUCAUUCGGAUUUGGAUUCAUUCUCUCUACUCUUCUGCUUUCUCCGAUCUUCUCUCUAGCCCGGAAUCGGAUUCGGUUUGGGAGAAGCUGAGCUGUCUCAGUUUGCCGGCGACUACUCAACCAAGCCAGGACACAGCAAAGUCUUUUAUCUGUUUUCAGUUUGUAACGUUGUUGAGGUGUGGUGACUUGAGGCUUUGGAGUGACGUGUUUGCUGUGUUUUUUUCUGGACAGAGAGAGAGAGAUGGCUUUUCUAGAGGAUCAGAGUGAAGCCACGGGAUCAAACGCCUCUCUUGCGGUUGGCAAUUGCAGCCCAAAAGGGGAUGCUCAAUCGAAAUUGGUGACUGAACUCCAGGACUUUUCGUCAUUUGGCAAUGAUCAGGCACUUAAGGUCAGGAAACCUUACACCAUUACAAAACAAAGAGAAAAAUGGACGGAGGAAGAACACCAAAAGUUUCUUGAAGCCUUGAAAUUGUAUGGCCGAGGUUGGCGUCAAAUAGAAGAACAUGUAGGAACCAAAACUGCAGUUCAGAUACGAAGUCAUGCUCAGAAGUUCUUCUCUAAGGUAGCUAAGGAGUUGCCUGGAACUGGUGAAGGCUCCCUCAAACCAAUUGAAAUACCUCCUCCGCGACCUAAGCGGAAGCCUAUGCAUCCUUAUCCACGUAAACAUAAUGGAUCACCAGAAAGGAGGUCACCGUCCCCAAAUUUUUCAGUUGCUGAGAAAGGCCAAGAAUCCCCCACUUCAGUAUUGUCUGUACCUGGUUCUGAUAUAAUCGGGUCUCCAGCUUUGGAGCAAUAUAACAGAUCUCGACCUUCAACAUCAUGUACCACUGACAUGCGAUCAGCCAACUUAUCCCAUGUUGAAAAGGAGAAUGACUAUGCGACAUCCAGCCCAUCCACUGAAGAAGCAAAAGAAACUAUGCCACAUGUGGACUCAACCUUGGACAAACCUCUUUCUGUGGUCCAGAAAGAUGCAUCGGCUUCCGGGUGCACUUCAACUACUGAAGGAGAUGCAGGCAGAGUGGGAGCUUCCAUGAGCAUUAAGCUUUUUGGAAGGACAGUUUUGGUGUCCGACCUGCAUAAACAAUCUUCUUCUGGUACCAAGGAUUGUACUUCGUCGAUAUACAUGGCCAAACAAGAGAAUCAUGAGAGUGAGAGUGGGUGGGACAACAAGACGGGAGCCCCAAGUCUGUGCCAGCCAACUCGGAUGCUCCUCCUCCCUUGCCUUGGUGGGUUAGUCUACCAUUUUGUCAGGUUGUAUGCGUCGAUUCCCGUGUUGAUGAACUAUCGAAGCAGAAUGAAAGAUCUUGCGCUGGUUCAAAUGAUGGUUUAGUUACUUCAAUUGAUUCUGUAUGUGAAGAACCUCGUAGUGUUGAGCCCUGCAAUUCAAGGAAGGGGUUUGUACCAUACAAAAGAUGUUUAGCAGACACAAACAGGAACUCCUCAGUGAUAGUAUCUGAAGAGAAAAGGGACAGACAAAGGGCUCGUGUCUGCUCAUAAUUUUUGUAGUAAAACAAAUGUUCAGUUUUUCUUUCUUUGUUUCUUCCCAUCUUGAAAGGCGUAUAUUGAUUGAUUGUAACCAGAGGGAAUAAGUAGUCUGAGAAUAAUGACUUAGCAAGAUCAGGAAUCGGUUCGCGCAGAAAUCGGUUCUAUCCGUUCACUGAAGUCUCACAUUAGUUGUAUCUCUCUUCACGGAUUCAUUCUUUACAUUCUUUCAAGAAUAUUGAAUGAUUGGAUUCCAGUGGCCAUAUUGUGUAAUCGAACUGUAAACUCAGUACACUUGGACUGGGCGAGUGACUGAAGAAUUCAACCGUUACACUUUCAGAACAGAUGUAGUUGCAAAACUGAAUUGUGCCAUUUAUAGUUUCAGGUAGUCAAUAUACAAAGAGUUAUCAGCAUA